Liolophura sinensis is the source of this 1764-nucleotide messenger RNA. RefSeq lists its product as uncharacterized. The transcript is spliced from 14 exons. Lineage: Eukaryota; Metazoa; Mollusca; Polyplacophora; Chitonida; Chitonidae. Bases 134 to 1651 code for a protein of 505 amino acids. The record is from RefSeq and is a predicted model, not a curated record.
UGUUGAGUGGCCUCCCCUUGAGGAAGUCUCUACUGUUUUUGCUGCCAAGACGACCAAGUAUGCUGUCAGUUAACUUUACCGGAGACCGAGAGGAGUUGUUUAUGGCAGAUUUCAGAUUGUAAAGAUCAAGAGCAUGGAAGCAGACAGGGAAAACUUGGAAGUGGCAGGUACAUGGAAAAAUGGGCCUGGGGUAAGGUAUGCAUCCUCCUCCAGGAGCAGUCAACGGUUUGACUCUCGCCUCUGCACACCUGUUAGUCGUACCGGUGAGGAGGAGGCAGACACUCUCCAGCAGAAACACAAUGUCACUGUUCCCAGCCUAUCUCAGGAUACCCCUCAGGCACAAAAUAAAACCAAAGCAAAGAAAAAGAGAAGGCAGAAGACAUUUAGCUUUGAUGAUGACCGAGAGCUAGAAAAAAAGAGACAGAAGGAAACGGAAAAAUUCCUUCAAAUAUAUCAAGAUUUACACAAGAUACGUGACCAUUUCUAUGAUGAGUAUAUGAUGGCACUGAGAAAGAAGAUUACCCAACAGCAGAAAGAUAUUAAAGAAAGAGAUGCUGCCAGAGAGAGAUUGAGACAAGCCAAACUGCAACAAGAGAAAUUGCUGACUCACCAGAUGCAUAAGAAACUAGAGCGCCAUGAGUUCACCCACGAUGACUCCUUCUUGAAAAAAAUACCCAAGACACAGUUGUUUAAGAUUGUUCAGUUAGAAGAUAAACUGAGGAAAAAGGGAACACUGAAGUAUAAUUGUGAAGUGGAUGAAUUCUGGACAGCAAUUCGUAAAAAUCCAACAGUCUUUAAUUGUUAUUUGGAAAAACUGAAUACCGAUGGAGGGUCACAGUCUUUGUUCCGUAAGCGAUUAAACUCCGCCCAGAAGGAAGCCCUGGACAAACUUGGUGAGGAAUGGCGGAGUCAGCCUUCUGAGAGUGUCACACCGCGGUCCACCCCUGGGCGCAAAGACAGCUGGGCCAUCACACAAAUGUACCCACAUCAACAAAAGCGUCCCUCUACUAGAAGCAGCAGAAGAAGUUCUAAUGCAUCUCCUUCAAAACAAGCGGCAAGUGACCUUGAAAAACGCUGUCCCAAGAUGGUGAUGCCAGACUUGUACUGUUUUAAGAUGGAUUUGUCACGGAAAUUACCUGAUCCUCUGGAGAUGCUUCAAAGUGCUAAAGUCCAAGCAAAGGAUCAUGAGAGAAAAAAAUAUCUGAGAGCUCUUCACAAAAUGCAUCAGUUGGCUGUCACUCACCAAGCUGCCUCUGAUAGGAUACUUCAGAGUCACAAGGGAGAUCUGGACAUGAUGUAUGGAGGACCUGACAUCAAUGAUGUUAUUGAUGUUAACUUUGCGGUUGGUCAACCGGUCAUUGUGCCUGAUGACACACAGUCUGAGGGAGUGUUUACCUCGGAGGAAGUUACUGGCAGUCUUGCCCAACCCUCGGUGACAUCCUCCCAUCCCCUAAUGGACAACUCAGAGGAACAGGAAAAAGACGUUGUUGUUGCGGAGGAUUCGAAUUACCUAGCUGCUCUGCCUGCCCCACCCAAACCUACACCCCUCACACUGGAAGAAGUCAAAGACAGCUGCAAAGUUGUUGAAGCCCAAUGUAACAGUGUAUACUGGAACAACUACCUGCGGGCCGGCAAGCCAGUGUCCAUAUGACGUCAACAUUUAACCUGCAUCAAAGACCACUAGUCUUCCUGAACCUUCUCAUUCUUAUAUACACUUUAUAGAAGUUUUUCCUGGUGUAUGUUUACUGGCUGAGUAACGCAUUU